AUGGACACGCGGCUAGUCCUACUCUUGGCGUGCGCGGCGUGCGCGGCUGCGGGGCGCGUCGCCCCCACGGCACCGGAAGCGUCAUGCCCGCCUCCCAACUUUGACUCUGCGCCGGGCCUGGACCUGACGAAGUUUAUCGAUGGGCCUUGGUACCCCCAGGAACAGAUGCCCGUCUUCUACCAGCCCGUUGACUCGCUGUACUGUGUGAGGGCAGUGUACAGCCCCAUCGAUCCUGCCAACCUGAAGGCUGGAAUCCGCGUGCUCAACACCGCCAAGAGCGGCAGCGUCGAUGGGAAGCCCAUGGGCAGCAGCGGCGGCGCUGCGGGCCUCAACUCCAUUGUGGCGCUGCCCAGCACAGGGUCGGGCCCCACCGCGGCCUCCAAGCUGCGCGUCGGGCCCGGCUUCCUGCAGCCGUUCGCGCGCCUUCCUAACCUCGGGGACCUGGUAUAUGGUCCCUACUGGGUCGUAGCUUUUGCCGAUGACUAUUCUUGGGCCAUCAUCAGCGGAGGGCCGCCCAAGGUGUCAACCCCCGGCGCCUGCAGCGCGGGCCGCCCUUCAGGCCAAUCGUUCCUCGACAUCAAUGGCUCGGGCCUGUGGCUUUUCAGCCGCAAGCCCGAGGACCCAGGGGCGGUCAAGGUGAUGCGUGCCAAGGCGGCCGCCCUGGGCUUCGAUCUGUCGGUGCUCAAGCCCGUCACACAGAAGGGCUGCACCUACCCCAGCACGUGA
Molecule: messenger RNA, 726 nt
Organism: Monoraphidium neglectum
Lineage: Eukaryota; Viridiplantae; Chlorophyta; Chlorophyceae; Sphaeropleales; Selenastraceae
Exons: 6
Coding region: 1-726 (241 amino acids)
Source: RefSeq, a predicted model, not a curated record